Oncorhynchus tshawytscha (Chinook salmon) is the source of this 4472-nucleotide messenger RNA. Its product is annotated as dihydrolipoyllysine-residue succinyltransferase component of 2-oxoglutarate dehydrogenase complex, mitochondrial-like. Lineage: Eukaryota; Metazoa; Chordata; Actinopteri; Salmoniformes; Salmonidae. The transcript has 15 exons. The record is from RefSeq and is a predicted model, not a curated record. Gene Ontology annotation, molecular function: dihydrolipoyllysine-residue succinyltransferase activity. The coding region runs from base 98 to 1444 and encodes 448 amino acids. Gene Ontology annotation, cellular component: oxoglutarate dehydrogenase complex. Gene Ontology annotation, biological process: tricarboxylic acid cycle.
GCUUUCCGUUGGCGCAGAGCCUUGACGACAGCUUCUACUGUCAGACCUUCGUUACCACUCUCCCCUUUUUGGUCGGUUUACCACCACGGUUGAAGCUAUGUUAUCGCAUUCCCGAUGUCUUUCCCGGACACUCGGGCGGUCUCUGUCUGCGUUAAGUCAGGGGAAUAAUGUGCUGGCUGGAAGGACUGCUUCAGGCCUAUCCGUUGGCAACAGGGUUGUCUACAGGAACAGUCAGUCUAGAUUUGAGUCUCCGUCAUCAGUUGGUGUCUUCCACAUCAGAUACUUCAAGACGUCUGCAGCACACAGGGAUGAAGUUGUCACCGUCAACACCCCUCCGUUCUCUGAGUCGAUCACAGAAGGGGACGUCAGGUGGGAGAAAGCUGUUGGAGAUUCAGUGAAAGAGGAUGAGGUGGUGUGUGAGAUCGAGACUGACAAGACCUCGUUGCAGGUGCCGUCUCCAGCGGCCGGUGUGAUCACGGAGCUGCUCGUGCCAGAUGGAGGGCGAGUGGAGGCCGGGAAUCCCCUCUUCAAACUCAAAAAAGGAGCUGCAGCAGCCGCUUCUGUCCCUGCAGCAGAGGCCCCUGUAGCUGAGGCCCCUGCAGCAGCCGCUGCUCCAACCCCGGCGGCCAUCCCUGUCGCCAUGCCCGCGGUGCCUCCCGUGCCAACACAAGCAGCCCAAGCCAAACCUGUUUCUGCAGUCAAGCCCAGCGCACCAGCAGAACCAGCAGCCCAUGGGGCCAGGACAGAGAGCAGGGUCAAGAUGAAUCGUAUGAGGCUGAGGAUCGCUCAGAGGCUAAAAGAGGCUCAGCAGACUUGUGCCAUGCUCACCACCUUCAACGAGAUAGACAUGAGCAACAUCCAGGAGAUGAGGAAGCUCCAUAAAGAUGCUUUCCUGAAACGACACAACAUCAAGCUGGGUUUCAUGUCGGCCUUCGUUAAGGCUUCAGCACACGCUCUCAUGGACCAGCCUUCUGUCAAUGGAGUGAUUGACGAUACAACCAAAGAGAUUGUGUACAGGGAUUAUGUUGACAUCAGUGUGGCUGUGGCUACUCCCAAGGGACUGGUUGUACCGGUUAUUCGCAACGUAGAGACCAUGAACUUUGCUGACAUUGAGAAAACCAUCAACGGUCUGGGAGAGAAGGCUCGUAAUAAUCUGCUGGCUGUGGAGGACAUGGACGGAGGAACCUUCACCAUCAGUAACGGAGGAGUUUUCGGUUCCAUGUUCGGCACGCCUAUCAUCAACCCGCCCCAGUCAGCCAUCUUGGGCAUGCACGGUAUCUUCGACAGGCCUGUGGCCAUCGGCGGCAAGGUGGAGAUCCGACCCAUGAUGUACGUGGCUCUGACCUACGACCAUCGGCUGGUCGACGGCAGAGAGGCCGUCACCUUCCUGCGUAAGAUCAAGUCUGUGGUGGAGGAUCCCCGUGUUCUACUGCUCGACAUGUGAUCCCAACCUCCCAUCACUACUGCAGGGCCACGAUCAGUACACAGGACUGUUGCCUGACAUUAUAGAGGGUUAUGCUAUAAACGCAGAAUCAGAGUUAGCCAGCUAACUUUGAUCAACAACCACAAAUAACUAGUUAUUGAUCUGGUUCAUUAAGAAAGCGUAACUUAGAUUUGCAUUUAUUUUUUUGGGUUGUUCGGUCAAUUUUGACCAUGCUCAUGUCAAGGUUAUCUUCUCCCCCCCCCCAAAAAAAUGUAAAAAGUUAUUUCUGAAUAUUUAGGUAAGUUAGCUGGCUCUCGUUGACCCUGCUUUGUAGUAUAACCCUCAGAUAGCAGUGUUGUGAAUAGAGCAGACUUGAUUCCUUCUUAUACCCUUGGGAGGGGUGUUGUUUCAACAUAAUGCCUCAAAACGUUGUGCCCUGCUGAACACACCCCAAAGCUAUUUAAACAUCACUCAGCCUCUGUAUAAAACCAACCCAUCCCACCCCCCCAAAACAAACACAAGCGACAGCCAAAUCUUGUCAUGUACUGCUUUUGGUUAAAGAGAGAGAACCUGAGUCCCUGAUCUGGUUGUGGUGUUUUGUCAAGAAAGGACAAAACACAUAUGGGAAUCACGCAAACAGAGAAUUUAAUGUUGAGAUUAUUCACUUUAUUAUUGGGUGGUGUCAUUCUGCAGCUUUGGUUCAGAUUGAUUCAACGGUUGGUCAACAUCAUACAGUGUUACCACUGACUGACUGAACCUACCAGGUCUGAUCUGUCUCAGUAUCUGACUGACUGAACCUACCAGGUCUGUUCUCUCUCAAUGUUAUACUGACUGACUGAACCUACCAGGUCUGAUCUGUCUCAAUGUUAUACUGACUGACUGAACCUACCAGGUCUGAUCUGUCUCAAUGUUAGACUGACUGAACCUACCAGGUCUGAUCUGUCUCAGUAUCUGACUGACUGAACCUACCAGGUCUGAUCUGUCUCAAUGUUAGACUGACUGAACCUACCAGGUCUGAUCUGUCUCAAUGUUAGACUGACUGAACCUACCAGGUCUGAUCUGUCUCAACGUUAGACUGACUGAACCUACCAGGUCUGAUCUGUCUCAAUGUUAGACUGACUGAACCUACCAGGUCUGAUCUGACUCAAUAUUAGACUGACUGACUGAACCUACCAGGUCUGUUCUGUCUCAAUGUUAUACUGACUGAACCUACCAGGUCUGAUCUGUCUCAAUGUUAUACUGACUGAACCUACCAGGUCUGAUAUGUCUCAAUGUUAGACUGACUGAACCUACCAGGUCUGAUAUGUCUCAAUGUUAGACUGACUGACUGAACCUACCAGGUCUGUUCUGUCUCAAUAUUAGACCUGUACAUUCAAGGCACUUACAUUGCUGUCUAGAAGGAACGUGGAAGUCAGCAUCUCAUAAGACAGUGAACUGUACCAUGUGUAUCCAGUAUAUACGACUAAUAGACGUGAACUUUGAAAAGAAACGGACACAUUUUAUUUUUCUUCAAAGCAUCAUGUGAAUUUUGUGUAUUUUUCUUUUUCUUUAAACACCGUGAUUUUCAUUGAGCUGUACAUGUAAUCUAUCUGUGCUCGUGAUUUAAAGCCAAUACAUGUUUUUAUAACGCUACCCUAAAGAAGUGCUCGGUCGGACAAGAUGAAGUCCAUUCUGAAGCUCCUGUGCUGUUUGUCUAUCCCGGUUCUGUGUUUUUGACAGAGCUAUUCAUGGGGGAUGCAGAAGCCUGUCUCCCCUGUACGUCUAGUCUCUUGGCUUCCUACUGUUGCAGUAACUUCUGCUUAUUUUGGGGUGACUGUCCCACUGAGCAGCAUUGGAAUCUCAUGGAAACUACCACACGCAUUGGAGUGUCCAUAAUGGCAUCCUAUUUCGUUUAUAUAGUGCACUACAAAAGUAGAGCACUAUAUACGGAUUAGGGUGCCGUUUCAGAUACAGAUAUUGUCUUUGAGCUUUUGGUAGAGAAGGGAAUAACCACUUUCCGUCGUGUGUCUCUCUAGAUGGACUUCUGUCUGUCCGCGAGAAGGUACCAUGCUGUAGAACACCCGGACGCUAGUUUGGUUCGGGACUUACACAACACCGUUUUGGGGGAGUAGUUUUCAAAGGAGCACAAUUUAUCAGCAUGCACAAUGUAUUUCUCAUGAUAACCUCUUCUUUGUGGAACCCACCCAGGUAAAGGACCUGUCUGUGCUGUAUACGGUGCUUUAUAACUAUUUAAAACCAACUAUUGUAGGUAGCAACGCGUAAUAACGCCACGUCAUAUAGCAUUUAUGAUGGGUUUAGUAAAUAGUUUAUUGAAUCAUUACUCCGUUCAUAAAAUGUUUUAAUAUAGGUCAUUUAUAAACCAUUUAGUUAAGUCAUUACUUUAGGGUAUUUUUUGCUUGAACCUCAUCUAAAGUGUGGGUUAUUUAUAAAAAAAUAUAAAUAUGUAUUAUUUUGUGAGGGUUUAGACUUUACAAACCGGGAACUCCCAGAACUAAAUCUACUGACAAGAUGAUGCAAGGUUUCAGUUCUGGGUUAAUUGAGAUAAGACUGCUCUUAAGGCAUGACUGCAAACCACACUUUGCUUUUGGUAGAAAGGUCACUGCCAAGAAACGCUAAUCUUCAAAUCAUCCUCUGUGUUGUGGGUUUAUUGUUUUAACCAUUGAUAAAGUUUGAGGGAACAUUUAGAGACCUUAGGGAGCAUCAGAUACUCCUGGAAUGUCUACCAUUGACCAUGUCCAUCUUUUGGUGAGGAAAUUACACUGGUCACUCAAAACAUUUAUAAAAUGAAUUAUAAAGUAUAAAUAGACAACUUUUGAUUAGGUCAUGCAAAAAUACUUUACUAAUGAUUAGUAGAUUGUUUAGAAGGACGUUAUUUAAUACUUUAAAAGUUGUUUUAUAAAUGUGUGAAAAACUAGGUUACUAACAUUUUUUUUUUUUUACAAAUGUGAGUAAUGAUGAAUAAAUGAUUUACUAAUCCAUUAUAAAAAUGCUUUUAUGUAGAGUUAUUAUAGAGUGCUACCCAACAUUAAAACAUCUUUGUUUAAAUUUA